AUGCCAUUGAUACGCCCGAGAAAUCUCGAUUCUUUCCCGAGCUCUCCACAAUCUCCCACGUCAAUUGACUCACCGUUGAGUCGAGUCUCAACAGUAUCCGGUCGAGAAUGUCAUCAAUGCCAUGAAGAGUUCCGAAGUGGAGAACCACAUUUUAAAGUCGAAAACACUUUAUGGCACUUAAGUUGUUUCAAAUGUGCUCAAUGUUUUGAAGAGCUUGAAGAUAAAACUUAUUUCCAUUUCGAGGGAAGAAACUAUUGUCAACACGAUUUUGAGAUCAACUAUGCUCCGAUUUGCAAAAUAUGCACUACUUACAUUCUGGAGGGUCACGUUAUAAAAGCGGCUACUGGUUCAUAUCAUGCGGAGUGUUUUAAAUGUGACGAAUGUGAGGGAACAUUAGAUGAUGGAAUGUGGAUCGUUGAUGCACAAAAGCUUUGUCACGAUUGUAAGGAGUUAAAGAGAAAACAAGCCCACUAUAUCUGUGUGAAAUGUCGCCAAUCGAUUGAUGAGGAUGAGCUGCUGAAAGUGAACAAUGAUUUCUUUCACUCCUAUCACUUUGAGUGCACCAGUUGCAAGCGAACCCUUACCCCUGCUGCUCGUCAAGACAAAAACCAACUCUUUUGUCCAAGAUGCUACGAUUUGAAGUGCGAGAUUUGUUUUGAUUGUAAACGAGCGAUCGAUCCGCAAAAUGAAAGAUCAGUAAUGGCAAUGGGCAGACACUUUCAUGUGGAGCAUUUCCGUUGCGUUAAAUGCAACGUGGCCUUUUAUGGGAAACCGUACUUUGUGAAGAAUGAAAGACCUUAUUGUGAGGAACACUAUAUUGAGAAUUUCGGAGAGAAAUGCUUCCGAUGCUCAAAAGGUUUAACUGGGGAAUCGAUUCGAAUUUUUGAAAAGGGUUGGUGUCAUGGUUGUUAUGUGUGUCGUGGCUGCAAUCGUUGCCUUAAUCUCACAGAUAAAGUACUUGAAGAAGAUAUGCAACCGUUGUGCAAAAAGUGGAACCCGGGGGUUCGGAUACGACUUACCAAAAAGGGAAUCAAUCAUUUGAAGACUGUCGCAGUCAAACUAUUCAAUGAACAGAUCGCAAAUAUACGGGGCUACUCAUCUCAAUAUCCAUUUUCUCAAUCAGGAAUCACUGGCUUUGUGAAUCUACAAAAUGUUAGAGUUCUUCAAUAUCGACCGCCACAAUUUUCCGUUGUUAACUUUUUACCUCCUCGUUACAUUGUCUUUGGACUCGAGAACAUGGAUAUUCAAAUCGCUGGAUCAUUUGAUGGAACAGCUCCUCCUUUUCAGCUUUCUGGAAAUCUCGACGGAUUUAUUCAAGGAAUGACCAUCGCGAUGACAGCUGAAUUUAUAAGGACUGAGCCGGGUUUGAUCAACGUUCGUGUCUCAAAUUGUUCGACAAUCAUUCAACAGUCAAAUUUCAACAUUUAUCCAACUGGGCCAACCAGUGGGUUAAUCAAAGCUUUUGAGGGCCAAAUCAAUGACGGGAUCCGAAAACGAAUUCCAAAUAUGUUUUGUCGAAAGUUGAAGAAUCUCGUUGAAAACAAUUCUCCAAAGAUAUUUGCUAGGUUGAGUAAAACUAAUCUCGGUGAAAGCUUCAAAACACCGAUCGUUGAUGAUGGUGGAAUCAUGCAAAAAUUCAUUUCCGAUUUUGUUGACGGUCUUUACAUUGACAAUCGCAAUAUUGCUGAUCCAAUUGUGACUGAAGACUAUUUUGAGACACAAAUGAAAGGAGAAGUUCGCUAUGAAAACAGUGACUAUUCGACACCGUUCUAUCCAAAACCAAUGCAUACUCCAGAAUCCUCUGAAAGAAUGCUUUAUUUUUAUGGAUCAGAUUAUUUAUUCAACUCUUUACUAUACCAUGCCUAUCAAAAGAAUAAGCUAAACAUUGAAAUGAGUGUAAAUAAUCUACCUGAUCGUUAUAAAGGAUUAUUGAGGACAUCGUGUACGAGGAGAAGAACAAGAGAUCUCAAUGGGGGAUAUUGUAUUGGAAGAUUGAUUCCAGCAUUGGCAGAAGCUUACCCUGAUACAAAUGCUUCUUUUGUUUUGCUACCCCAUGGUUUACCAGAUUUCCAAUUCAAUGGCGAUGCUGGAGCGAUUACUCUCUCAACAAGAAUCAUCACUUAUGUUGAUGAUGAGGGUUUUGAAAGACAAGUGAUGGUUGCAUCAGCGGACGGACAAGUCGAUUUACAGCUAUCAGCAAAUGGUGGUCGAUUAUCUGGUGAUAUGAAAUUGAACAAACUGGCCAUCCGUUUACAUCGCUCAAAUCUCGCUGACAUCGAUCCGGAAACAAUUGAAGGACUUGCCCCAUUGGCGAAAAACUUUGUGGCCCCACAAAUUGGUCAGGGAAUGAAAAGGGGAAUUCCUUUUCCGAUAAAAGAUCAACUGGAGUUUGUUUCUCCAUCUCUUCGUGUUGAUGAUGGAUAUAUCGAAUUGGGCACUGAUUUUAUCCUCAAUGAAUCAGUUUUGAGGAAAAAGGUCGCUGAAGUGUUUAGGCAUUCGAUGCCCUUGGGCGGUCUAUUCGGUGGGAAUGCCAGCAAGGCCCAGCCACUCUCAAACACCGAAUCCCCCAAAGAUAAAAAGGUUAAAGAGGGAACAGAAAAAGAUGCAAGAGGGACAAUACUCAAUCUACAAUCACACACUGUUGUCAUUGAUAGGAAAUUAGCUGAAGGAGGCUUUGCAAUCGUCUAUCUUGUAACCGACAAGAAGAAUAGAAAUUUUGCCCUCAAACGGCAAUUCAUCAAUGAUGAUCCGAGACAAGUAGAAGCCUGCAAAAGAGAGUGUCAAAUCAUUAGUAGCCUUCGUGGACACAAAAACAUUGUCGAAUAUGUAGAUCAUUUGUUGGUGAGGUCGAAGAAUGGAGUUCAUGAUUACAUGCUUCUCACCGCUUAUUAUAAAAAUUCGGUCCUUGGUUUGAUGAAUGAUCGGCUAACACACGGGAAAGGAUUCACACCGGCUGAGGUUUUAUCUAUUUUCUGUGACAUGUGUGAAGCAGUUGCCCGUCUUCAUCACUCAACCACACCUGUCAUUCAUCGUGAUUUAAAAGUGGAGAACAUUUUGGUGGAUGAGCGAAAUCGAGGAGCCGCUCCAAUUUAUGUUCUUUGUGAUUUCGGAAGCGCUACGACAAGGGUUCUUUCAACGGAAACCCACCAAUUGAGCCAAAUCCAAGAGGAGAUUGAGAGAUAUACGACAUUGAGUUAUCGAGCACCCGAGAUGAUCGACUUCUAUUCAGCAAAACCCAUUGGCGCAAAAGUGGAUAUCUGGGCGUUGGGUGUGAUGCUUUACAAGCUAUGCUAUUUCUCACUUCCAUUCGGCGAUUCGGCGAUGGCCAUUCAGAAUUGCGCUUUCACAUUUCCCCAUUCUCCCGAAUAUCCUCUAGAGAUUCGAGCAACAAUAAAAGCUUUAUUGGAUGCCGAACUGGACACUCGCCCCAAUAUCUAUCAAACUGCCUCAUUGGCCUUUCAAGCGGCUAAACGACAAAAUCCAGUGCAUAAUAUUGAGAAAGUACAAAGCCCUUGUUUGGAACGCUGUAUAACAGACUUCAUGGAAGGGAGAAAACCCACCAAACAAGCAAUGACCCCUGUAAAGCAGCAAAAGGAAGCGGAAAAAAAAGAAGAGGUAGAAGUGCCUACGUCUCAACUCUGUCCGACGGCUGAAUCGUCUUCUGUGCUAUCAUCGGGUCAUUUGACCACUUCUGUGAAUCCACGUUUAAGGCCAAAACCGACGAACAGCAUUCCCCGAUUACCCAACAUGGCUUGUGCAAGUCCACAGAUGACUCCACGAUCAGCACGAGUGGCAAGCACUUCUGAACCGGAUAUCCCUCCAGCGAGUGUUGCCUCUGCUACAAUUCCCCCUCCCGAUGUCGAUCUGGGUCCCCUUUCCUGUCCUCUAAUGAAGGCCGAUGCUAGUUUUGAUGGACUUGAUGAAAUUGCGAGAAGACCGAGAUUAGCCGGGAAAAGGCAACAAGAUGAGACAACCGUCACCGAUUCCCUUCAUCGUCGAAACCAAAGCGAUUGCUCGACGGUGAUAAAGAGUGCCUUUAAACCGUACAGUCAAACAGCUCCCAACAACAAAAGUGUUGAAGGAGAUGAGAAACAGUGGAAUCCAUUCACGGCAGCUCCUUAUGGAUCGACAAGUGAGGGAAUGGAUGAUUCAAGUUUCGGCACAUAUUUCGAUGAACUUCCAAGAAAUCCAAAUCAAGAGGUGAGUGAUCUUAUCGAAGAGAUGGAUGGAUGUUCGAUCGAUUCACGCGAUCCGUUUGGCGCGGCUCCUUUCGAAGCUCCUUCAGCUGCAGAGAGACGCCGAAUGAGAAGCGAAAGAGAAAGAGAUGACUCGGUGGGAUCGGCUGGGGAUUUGGCUAGACUUAUACAGGAGGACUCCUCUGAUAUGGAUGAAGUGAGAGUGGCGUCGAGGCGACGUUUCAGCUAUGAGCAUAUUGAUGGAGUUGGUGAUGAUGCGAGUAGUGACAGUAGAGCGAGAACGGAAGAGGACAGCAACACUGACGAUCAAAAGUUGGAUGAUGACGAAGAAGAUGGAGAUGCGACACAAACAACAGAAGGAGCUGAUCAUUCAGAUGAAGAAGGAGGAAGUAGACCAUUACUCGAUGAAGAUGAACUGGAAAUGGAGCAUGAGGACAACGAUGCUUUGUGGAUUGAAGUGAGCGCUCGUAAAUGUACUAACCCUUUUCUCUGCUCCACACCGCAAUUUCAACAACACACCGCUCAUUACAGAAAUGAUAAAACACCUGAGCCGCCAAAGCGUGCACAAAAUGCUUCAAAUGGUGAACCAAACGAGAGAAGGGACACGCUGACGUUUCAGAAACCAUCCCUUCCAACAGUUCCUCCAUUGGAAAUCUUCCAAGCACCGGCCACUCUUCCCCGUCAAGUCACGCCACUAUUUGCCGUUCCGAAAGUCCCAGCAAAGCCAGAACUGAUGCAAAAACCAACAUUUACUGCCGCGCCUCCCCUUCCCUCAAAUGCCCCAGUCGUCGUUCAACAAACAGCUCCAGAACCACCAAAAACGGCGACACUUGUCGAUUUGUCUGAACCAAAAAUUGUCUUCAAGGAGAGAACGACAAAAACGAUCAAAUCGGCUCCUCCAAUCCCUCAACAUGGCGUCUCUAGUUCAGUCAUCAAAAAGAUCUCUGCCGAUCACACAGUGAAUUUGAAACAAGAAAAGGAGAAUAAGUCAUUGAGCAAAUCGAUGGAAGGAACAGAUUCCUUCGCCAGCGUUCAUUCAAUCGCUUCUUCUUCAGUCAUCACUACUGUACCAAAGGGAUUCGGGUAUUCGAGUCCGAGAGUGAAAAAAGAAAAGAAGAAAAUUGCUCAGAGAAAGAACUCUUCCAGUUCUGAUGAAUCCCUGCAAACUGAUGGAAGCGAGGCUGAAAUGUUUGCCAGCGCUUUAUCCGAGACAAAAGUGAAGAAGAGCAAGCAUAAGUUGAGAGGAUCUCAUCCAUCAGUAGUAGCCGUGGCGCCAACUGAUUUAAAAUUGACACCGAUGGAUGUACAGAAACAACUACAAAAGCGUGGAUCUUCAACGAAACGUGAUGACAGUGGAGCGGUCAACGCGAGCUUUGUCAACAGUAGUUUUCAGGCUGAAGACAUUGACUCGCCUCCACGUGUCCGAAAUCCAGUUGUGCAAAAAUCC
This is a messenger RNA of Mesorhabditis belari, 5643 nucleotides long. Lineage: Eukaryota; Metazoa; Nematoda; Chromadorea; Rhabditida; Rhabditidae. The record is from the annotation of a GenBank genome assembly.